Chaetura pelagica (chimney swift) is the source of this 1656-nucleotide messenger RNA. It is a transcript of the gene RUFY4, whose product is annotated as RUN and FYVE domain containing 4. NCBI's taxonomy places the organism in Eukaryota, Metazoa, Chordata, Aves, Apodiformes, Apodidae. Gene Ontology annotation, biological process: positive regulation of macroautophagy. The record is from RefSeq and is a predicted model, not a curated record.
AUGGGAGCCGGGAGCUGCACAGCCUCUGUGCCCAGCUGGAGUUCCUCCUCCAGUUUGACCUCAAGGAGAAGAGGAGCUUCUUCGGGCAGCGCAAGGACUAUUGGGACUUCCUGUGCCAGGGCCUGGCGCGGCGCCGGCAGGAGCACGAGGGCGUUCGCUUUGUCACCUCCCUCGACAAGGGGCCGAGCCUUCCUGCGGUACUGCCUGGUGCACCAGCAGCUGGCAGAGUCCCUGCAGCUCUGCCUCCUUGACCCUGAGAGCCUUCGCGAGUGGUACUACGCCCGCAGCCCCUUUCUGAACCCUCAGAGCCGGACAGAGAUCCUGGGCAGCCUCUACGAGCUGGACAGCAUCACCUUCCACCUGGCCCUGUACAGGCCUGACCUGGACAUUGCCUGGCCCAUGUUCUCAGAAACACUGGUACGGCCCACCCCAGUGGCCAGGAGCAGCCCAGCAAAGGUAGCCCUGCAGACAGGCAAUACCGGCAUCGGGGAGCAUGAAUGGCCUGAUGGCAUCAUCCAUCCCACCACAGCAUCCCACAAGGUGCCAGCUUGCCCACGCUCACCUGCCUUGGCUGCCCCACGGGUGGGGGAUUUAAAGGUGGAGGAUGUGGAGGUGAAGAAGGACAUGGAAGAGGAUGAAGAGGAGGUGGAGGAGGAUGAGGCUGAUGAGGAAGAGGAGGAUUCAGAGGUAGAUUUGAAGGAGGAUGUGGAGCUGGAGAAGUACAUGGAAGAGGAGGAUGAAGAGGAGCUAGAGAAGGAUGAGAAGGAGACGAAGGAUGUGGAUCUGGAGGAGCUGGAGGUUGCACAUGGUGCUGGCAAGACACCCCAGCCAGAUGGUGAUGGGAAGCCUGGCACGUUCCUGCUGCCUGGCACACGGUGCACGGCCCGGCAGGAUGGGGAGCGCUGGGCAUCAGCACUUCAGCGGGCACAGCGGGAGGCCCUGGAGCGGGAGGCCCUGCGAGGUGCGGAGCAGGCACGGCAGCAGGAACUCAUCCGUGACAUGAAGGGGAGGCUGCUGGAGCUGCUGCGGGAGAAGGAUGCCCUGUGGCAGAAGACAGAGGGCAUCGACACCCUGAUGCCCAGCCCUGCACCCCGCGACGCAGGGCUGUGCACCCGCUGCCACAAGGAUUUCCGCCUCCUCUCCCGGCGGAACAACUGCAGGUGGGCGGAGCGGCAGGAGGUGGAGAGGUUGCAGGAGCAGCUCAGCAGGGCCCGGCAGGAUGGGGAGCGCUGGGCAUCAGCACUUCAGCGGGCACAGCGGGAGGCCCUGGAGCGGGAGGCCCUGCGAGGUGCGGAGCAGGCACGGCAGCAGGAACUCAUCCGUGACAUGAAGGGGAGGCUGGUGGAGCUGCUGCGGGAGAAGGAUGCCCUGUGGCAGAAGACAGAGGGCAUCGACACCCUGAUGCCCAGCCCUGCACCCCGCGACGCAGGGCUGUGCACCCGCUGCCACAAGGAUUUCCGCCUCCUCUCCCGGCGGUACAACUGCAGGUGGGCUAUGGGGGGCACCAGGGGUGGCACUGGGAUGCCACAGCUCACCACCCACUCUCUUGGCAGGCUGUGCCAGGGCAAGGUGUGCCACACGUGCUCCAUGGACGUGGGCAAACAAGGGCGCUGCUGCCUGCUUUGCUACCAGCAAAGUCACCAGCAGACUAUGUGA